GUGGUCUUCGGACGGAGACUGUCAAAAGGUAAUACACAUUUCGAUCUCACUGAGAACUCUGAUUUCAAUUCUCAGUGUGUGCGGAUUCAAGAUAAUUGCAGUGUAUUGAAGAAUCACUGCAUCAAUUUAAAAUAGCAACACUCGUCACGGUAAGUCUACGUAAGCCAUGCCUUCAGUUCCUUCCACCAAAGAGAGUGGUGAUUUAGGCCCGGUGUGUCCCCAUGCAGCACGGAAGAGUGUCACCCUAAAGGAGGUGAAGAUUCAGGAUGAGCCAUUCCAGAGAAACGGGGGAGAUGAUGUGGAUGGACCCAUCCGGCUGGAGGGGGGGGAGAAUGCUGCUGAAAGGAAGUGGAUCCGCCCGGACCUGACGAGCCGUUGCACCUGGAAGCUUGGCAUGUCAGAUACGGACUCUCCACACACUCAGUGGUUAAGGGACACACCGCCGAGCAUCCUGCCAAACAUCCUCACGAGAAUCGGUGACACACCUCUGGUCCGUCUGAACAAGCUGCCCAAGACCUUUGGACUCAAGUGUGAACUUUUGGCAAAGUGUGAGUACUUCAAUGCUGGGGGAAGCGUAAAGGACCGGAUCAGUUUGCGAAUGGUGUAUGAUGCAGAGAAGUCAGGGCAGCUUAAGCCAGGAGACACCAUCAUAGAGCCCACGUCUGGAAACACGGGGAUUGGUCUGGCCCUGGUGGCUGCUGUGAAGGGUUACCGAUGCAUCAUUGUGAUGCCUGAGAAGAUGAGUUUGGAGAAGGUUGACGUCUUGAGGGCUUUGGGUGCAGAGAUCGUCCGUACACCAACCAGCGCACGCUUUGACUCACCGGAAUCUCAUGUUGGCGUGGCCUGGAGGCUGAAGAAUGAGAUCCCCAACUCCCACAUCCUGGACCAGUACCGCAAUCCCAGCAACCCUAUGGCCCACUACGACACCACCGCAGAGGAGAUCCUGGAACAAUGCGAUGGUAAAGUUGACAUGUUGGUAGCAGGAGCUGGCACAGGGGGCACUAUCUCUGGCAUUGCCCGCAAGCUGAAAGAGAGGUGUCCAAACAUCAAGAUUAUUGGUGUGGACCCCGAGGGCUCCAUCCUUGCUGAACCAGAUGAGCUGAACAGGACGGAUACGACGCAGUACGAGGUUGAAGGCAUCGGUUACGACUUUAUCCCUACUGUGCUGGACAGAUCAGUAGUGGAUGGCUGGUACAAAUCAAACGACGAUGAGUCAUUUGCCAUGUCACGUAUGCUCAUCAGAGAUGAAGGACUGCUUUGUGGUGGCAGCUCAGGCACAGCAAUGGCAGCCGCAGUAAAGUUUGCAAAGGAUCUGAAAGAGGGCCAGCGCUGUGUGGUGAUCCUGCCAGACUCCAUACGCAACUACAUGUCCAAGUUCCUGAGUGAUAAAUGGAUGGUGCAGAAAGGUUUUCUUAGGGUGGAGGACAUCAUGGUAAACAAACCCUGGUGGUGGAAUCUGAAAGUGCAGAACUUGAAGCUCUCCGCUCCCCUCACGGUGCUGCCCACUGUCACCUGCCAGAGGACCAUGAAGAUCCUGAAGGAGAAGUUCUUCGACCAGGCCCCAGUGGUGGAGGAGACAGGGUUGAUUCUAGGUAUGGUUACUCUUGGUAACAUGCUGGCCUCAGUGUUAGCUGGAAAGGUGAAACCGUCCGACCCCGUCAGCAAAGUACUCUACAAGCAGUUCAAUCGGGUCAAAAUCAACGAUAACCUUGGGAAGCUGUCCAGGAUCCUGGAGACAGACCACUUUGCCCUGGUGGUGCACGAACAGAUUCAGUACCUGACCGAUGGCUCUCCCAGCCUCAAGCAGAUGGUAUUCGGCGUGGUCACCGCCAUCGACCUGCUCAAUUUUGUGACUGCGCGAGAGAAGAGGGAAAGGUCCAUGUCUGAAUGUGCAGAUGAACUCUGAGACAUUUGGUGAUCUCACUUUCUCUUCCUCAUCAGUGGAAGUGGACAUUUUUAAGGGCUAGAAAGUAAAAGUCCUACCUUGCUCAUGCUUCUCCCAUACACUAGGCCAGCUAUAUUUUUUUCAGCAAGUCUAUCCCCUGAUGCUAAAGCUGAUUAGAAAAUUCAGUUCCACUGACAUAUGGAAAAGGGAAUGGCUGAUUCAAGUUGUAGGGAAAAGAAUACAUGACAUCCCCUAGAAAUAUCAGGCCGUAUAUACUUUCUGUCACAAUUUAAAGGCAAUAUGAAGCAUCAAAGUGUUUGAGUCACUCCCCUCAGUGACUGCUUGGUUGACUAUAGGUGCCCAUUGGUUUUGACAAAGUACAAAUAGUUCACAUCUGUCCUUUGAUAAUUAACAUUACACUGAAGUUAUACAGGCCCUGUCAUAGGUUUCAGUACUGUAAAAGCCUCAUUUAUUUAUGGAGAUUAUGUUAAUCUAGACUGGGCUAAAUUAUGGACUAUUUUAGUUGAUGAUUCAAAAAGCGUAUUGGGUCUAAUUUAUAGAGGCGUUUUAGUGUCAUGAACAGACUUAGAAUAUAACCUGUAGUGAAAUACACUGUGGAGUCUAGAUUAGUUGAAGUGGUUUUGAACUGAAGACUGAAUCAAAGUGAAGGGAUGUCUGUUUUUCUAUAAACCUGUGCAUCUUUGUGUUCUUUUUUAAAAUGAAUUGUAAAACAAUCUUUGAAGAUGCACUGCACUUUGUAUGAUUACAAGCUUAUCCAAGGAAUUUGUGAACAAAAAAAAUAAUGUUCUUUAGUUAUCUCAUUUUUCCUGAGGUGAGAAAAUGCCUAUUAUGCUAAAUUACAGUAUUUGUUCUCUUACAGACUUGGGUCUUAAUAUUUGAAGGGCACAAUCUUACGUAACUUGUGAACUGACAAAGCCAUUAAACUGCUUUUUAAAGUUUUAA
This is a messenger RNA of Clupea harengus (Atlantic herring), 2848 nucleotides long. RefSeq names its product cystathionine beta-synthase a (gene cbsa). Gene Ontology annotation, cellular component: cytoplasm. Gene Ontology annotation, molecular function: cystathionine beta-synthase activity. NCBI's taxonomy places the organism in Eukaryota, Metazoa, Chordata, Actinopteri, Clupeiformes, Clupeidae. The record is from RefSeq and is a predicted model, not a curated record.